This is a messenger RNA of Ctenopharyngodon idella (grass carp), 1878 nucleotides long. RefSeq names its product solute carrier family 25 member 53-like. The record is from RefSeq and is a predicted model, not a curated record. The coding region runs from base 452 to 1567 and encodes 371 amino acids. The transcript is spliced from 4 exons. NCBI's taxonomy places the organism in Eukaryota, Metazoa, Chordata, Actinopteri, Cypriniformes, Xenocyprididae.
CUGUGGUACACUUUUAGUUCAAGUUACUUAUUUUGAAUAAAUUAAGCUAAGAAUGCAUCGUUUUAAAUUAUAUGCAAGCAAACACUGAUUUUCGUUAAUGUUUAAUAAUUAAUUUAUUAUGAAACGGAAUGUGCACAGAUUACAGGAAGUAAAUCAAACUUUAAUCAGAGCCUUAAAAAUAAACCUAAGGUAGUGUACAAGGUUUACAAGAAUGAGUCGUAUCGCUAAGUUGACAUGGAGGUUUGCAAGAUGGCGUGAAUAGUUUAAGUAUGAAAAAUAUUUUACGUAAACAUUAUUAACGCGCCAGUUAUAUUGGAGCUAUCGUUUCAAAUUAUUUUUUUUAUCAGUCAAAAUACAUUUUCAAGCUUCAUAUUAAGCACUACAGGAAGCACGACAUCACGCAAACGUCACAAGGAGCUGGAUGAGCAUCACUGCAUCUUUAACCGUAUAGAUGAGUCGUAUCAUACGACUGUAUAUUGUAUAUAACGCAUGUAUAUUCCUAAAGUCAGGGCUUACAUUGGCCAAGAACGGGUGCACAUCACUGAAAAGCUCAGAUUGGAGGAAGCGUUUAACGUUACAGAGAUCUUCCCAAAGAAACUUCCAGGCAGGUGUGUUGAGGCAAUUUGGCGCUAAACUCUGCAGGACAGUGGCCCUCCAGGACCAAGUUUGGACAGUAUCGAAGAUGGGAAGCAGUUCGCAUCACAACCAGGAAGUCGUCCUCAAAUCUGCCGACUCUACAGCCUGGUUUCGCAGCUACUUGCAUGGAGGGACUUCUAGCCUAAUUUCCACCUUGACCACCAUCAUUACAUUCCCUCUGUACAAGACUGUCUUCCGCCAGCAGCUGCACAGCACUUUAGUACGAGAAGCGGUGACCCAGUUGUUCAAGGAGGGUCCAGUAAAACUGUUCCGUGGAGUGGCACCACCCCUGCUGAUGAGGUCUCUUAACGGGACGCUUCUGUUCGGCCUCCAGGACACUUUCCUACAGCAGCUUUCCCUCUGCUCUAAGGCUCCUCUUCCCAGGAAUGCUCUCCCUGCUCUGGCAGGUUUGGGUGCGGGUGUGGUGGAGGCCUUGCUCUUCACCCCAUUUGAGCGUGUGCAGAACGUCUUGCAGAACAGCAGGAAUGACAGUCGUCUUCCUACCUUAAGGAGCAUAUUGCUCAAACUAGCUUCGAGGCCUUUAGCAUCAGGGUACUACACAGCCUUUCUGCCUAUACUCAUCCGCAAUGCCUUAGGGAACAGCCUCUAUUUUGGCCUGAAGGGCCCCAUGUCUAACACCCUCAGGGCUUAUGGCUGUUCUCCAGUAGCAGCCUCUUUCACAGCUGGCGUCUUAAACUCAGUGGUGAUCAGUCUGCCGCUGUACCCUCUUUCUGUACUGGUGGCCAACAUGCAAGCCCGAGUAGAUGGAGGAGGCCGAGGAGUAAAAACCAGCUGGCAGCAGCUUUGGGCAGCGCGUCAGCACAGAUUGGCUCUUCUGUACCGUGGAGGCUUCUUGGUCAUCUUACGCUCCUGUGUCACCUGGGGAAUCACUACUGCCAUAUACGACCAGCUGGAGAGGCACCCGAGAUGAUCAUCCAAAUGCCCAAAAUAUCUCAGGUUAAUAGUAAAUGCUGUUUUGCAGCGAUGCCAUCUUUGACGUCAUGCCUGCUGAAGUAUUCAUUGAUUUCUACUGUAUAUCGAAGAACCUGUAAAAUUGUUCUGUUUUUUUAAAAUAUGUAAUAACAGAUAUGCAUUAGAGGGAAACUGCCUGUUUUAGUUUUUAAUCCACUACAAAAGAUUAUCUCAUUAUUCUUUACUUAAAUAUACCUCAAAUGCUGUUUGUUCAGCAAGACCAUGUGAAACUGUUUUUGUUUUUAAUAAAUGAUAAUCAUAAAUAUGGAA